AAUGAUAUUCAUCCAGCAUUCCUGAGUAAUAAGAAUGGGUCCAGAUGUACCUCUGCUGAAUGAUUACAAACAGGAGUUCUUCUUGAAGCGCUUUCCACAGACUCUGCUGGGAGGUCCCCGGUUUAAAUUAGGCUAUUGUGCCCCUCCUUACGUAUAUGUGAAUCAGAUUAUUCUUUUCUUGAUGCCAUGGGUUUUGGGAGGAGUAGGAACACUUUUGUACCAAUUAGGCAUUAUGAAAGACUACUAUACCGCAGCACUUUCAGGAGGACUGAUGUUUGUUACUGCACUUAUUCUUCAGAUGACAAAUCUAUAUGCAAAGCAGAAAACAGUGACAGUAGAAAGAAUGCAAAUUCAGAAUACCCUAACAGAUGAAGAUGAGUUUGAAUUUUCCAGCUGUGUAGGUUCAGAGACAGUAAAAUUUAUUAUUCCUGGCAAGAAGUAUAUAAUCAACACUGUGUUUCAUUCCCUUCUGGCAGGGGUAUUGUGUGGGUUGGGAACUUGGUAUUUGCUGCCAAACAGAAUAACCUUGCUAUAUAGCAACAUUGGAGGAACUGUUAUGAUCUUUGUAUUUGGAUGGGUGACUAUAUGUAUAGGAGAGUAUUCAUUAAUCAUAAAUACAGCUACCGAAACAGCUACUUUCCAAGCACUGGAUACUUACGAAAUCACUGCUCUGAUGAGACCUUUCUAUAUUUUUGUCUUUAUUGCAGUGGAUCUUGCACACAGGUUUGCUGUCAACACACCCAUUCUAGAACAGACAAACCAGAUUUUGCACAUCAUAUUUCUUUUUCUGCCAUUCUUAUGGGCAAUGGGAAUUCUGCCCCCACUUGACGCACUUUUUCUAUGGGGAAUGGAACAACUGUUGGAGUUUGGACUAGGAGGUUCACCUAUGUCAAGUAACACAAAGUUAUUAGUAAUGUUUCUCAUUUCUGCUGGAACAGCAAUAGCAUCGUAUUUCAUUCCCAGCACUCUCGGUGUGAUCCUCUUCAUGACUGGAUUUGGGUUCAUACUGAGUCUUAACCUAAGCGAGAUUGGUUUUGCCUUCAAACACACCAUGAUCAGCCAUUUAGCCUCCAGCAAAUCAAAAAAUAUGCACAGAGGUCUUAGAAUACAAUUUGGGUGGAGGGAAUUUAUUUUUUAUUUGACUGUGUUGACAUUUGCUCUCAUAGAAGCUAGCCUGCUGCAUCAAUUUGCAGGCUUUUCAUCAUUUUCCAAGGCCAGUCCACAGGCUAUAGCGAGUUACAUUCUGAUCAUAUUACUUAUAAUUAUGUGGAUUCUUAGAGAGAUUCAGAGAGUGUACUUGUUUGGAGUCUUCCGAAACCCCUUUUAUCCAAAGGAUGUCAGGACUGUGACUGUGUUCAUGGAGAAGCAAAGAAGGCUAAUGAAAGUUGGUGUUGUCAGGAGGAUUUUACUAACACUAGUGUCUCCGUUUGCUAUGAUAGCAUUCCUGUCACUAGACCGUUCACUACAAAAUCUUCCUUCUGUGUCUGUUUGCAUUGGAUUCACAAGAAUAUUUAGGAUGGUCUGGCAGAAUACAGAAAACGCCCUACUGGACAUAGUGGUUGUGUCAAUAGCACAAGUGUGGGUGUUUAAUCCAGACCUCUGGUGGAACAGGAGCCUUGAUACAGGGAUCAGACUCUUGCUGGUUGGUAUCCUACGUGAUCGAGUGCUUCAGUUUGUCUCAAAGUUGCAGUUUGCCAUAGCUAUUCUUUUGACAUCGUGGACAGAGAAAAAACAACGUCGUAAAUCUACCGCCACCUUAAUCACACUCAAUGUCGUUUUCUUCCCAAUCCUGCUGACCUUCAUCGCCAUCUCUGCGCUCCUUUCUUCUCCCUUGCUGCCGCUCUUCACGCUACCGGUAUUUUUGGUUGGGUUUCCCAGGCCUGUCCGAAGCUGGCCAGGACCUGUGGGCGCUACAGCGUGUGUUUGCUCCGAUACCGUGUACUACCAGCAGAUGGUUCCAAGUCUGGCUCUUGCUCUGCAGUCUGCAGUAGCAGCCGGUAGCCUAGGUCUCUCUCUACCUGGAUCACAUUACUUGUGCCGUUUUCAGGACAGACUGAUGUGGAUAUUGGUGCUAGAAAAAGGCUUCACUUACUGUGGUGUUAACAUUAAGGGGCUAGAAUUGCAGGAAACAUCCUGUCAUGCUGCUGAAGCUCACAGAGUUGAUGAAAUUUUUGAAAUGGCCUUCGAACAUCAGGAGCACACAAAGAUUCUCUCUCCUAAUCACCAUUUUGGACACAUUUUGACUCCUUGUACUGUUCUACCUGUACGGCUGUAUUCUGAUGCCAGAAACGUGUUAUCUGGAAUAAUUGACUCUCAUGAGAAUUUAAAGCAUCUGAAAGAUGAUUUCAUUAAAGUGCUUGUAUGGAUGCUUGUCCAGUAUUGUUAUAAAAAAUCAAAAACUUGGGAAAGCCCAGGCAAUGCCGACACAAACAAAAAAAGAUCAUUUCCAGAAAAUCAGCAUAGCAGUGCAGUAGAAAGAUCCAAGCCUCUGAGGGAAGAAGAUAGCUUUAGUGUUGAUACAAUUGAGGACUGGACUGAUGAUAGUGACAUUUUUGAUCUUGAACCCAGUGGCAGAAUGAAAGACAGAAAGGAACCUGGGCAGUUGGGAACUACACCAAAAGUACAUCUGUCUAUUCCAGGAUCUGUAGAAACACAGAGCCAAGAAGUCCCACAAGAAAUGUCACCAGAAGAUAAAUUAUACAGGGCUGUUGUGCUUGGGCUUCCCGCAGUAGACAAAGGGAAACAGCAAGAAGUUUUACCUCAGGUUGAAUUUAGUUGCUCUUACUCAGAGCUAUUGAGCAUCCCUGAAGAUUGGAGAACAGCCCCAGUGCCUUCUUCCAAAGUCAAUGAAAUGAGGCAGAGGUUUCCAGAAGAAUGGUACCAUUUCAUUUUGAGUCAACUGGACUUUUUUCAUCUGAAGGAAAAACCUUCCAACUUACUUGAAGAUCUUAUGAAAGAUAAAGCUUUGAAAGACUUAUACAUCCAUGGAGUAUUGUCGUGUUGUUUUGGUCUGUUUGGACUGGAUAACGCCGUGCCUGCCCCGAGCCAUGUGUUUAGAGCGUACACUGGUGGUAUUCCAUGGUCUGUUGGUUUGGACUGGCUAACCAGCAAACCGGAGCUAUUCCAACUUGCAUUAAAAGCAUUCAGAUACACUUUUAAACUUAUGGUUGACAAAGCAAGCCUGGGUCCAGUUGAGAACUUCAAAGAGCUGGUUAACUACCUGGAAGAAUAUGAAAAUGAUUGGUACAUUGGACUGGUAUCAGAUCUUGAGUGGCAGCAAGCAGUUCUUCAGGAAAAGCCAUACCUUUUUUCCCUGGGGCAUGACCCAAACAUGGGAAUUUACACUGGGCGAGUCCUCACUCUUCAGGAAUUGUUAGUACAAGUGGGAAAACUUAAUGACGAAGCUGUCCGAGGUCAGUGGGCAAAUCUGUCCUGGGAGCUGCUGUACGCUACAAAUGAUGAUGAAGAACGCUACAGCAUCCAGGCACACCCUGUUCUUCUGCGAAACCUUACUGUGCAAGCUGCGGACCCACCUCUUGGCUACCCUGUUUAUUCAUCUGAACUUCUGCAUCUGCCUUUGUUCUAG
Molecule: messenger RNA, 3586 nt
Organism: Haliaeetus leucocephalus (bald eagle)
Lineage: Eukaryota; Metazoa; Chordata; Aves; Accipitriformes; Accipitridae
Gene: PCNX4
Product: pecanex-like 4 (Drosophila)
Exons: 10
Coding region: 35-3586 (1183 amino acids)
Cellular component (GO): membrane
Source: RefSeq, a predicted model, not a curated record